Messenger RNA from Cladocopium goreaui, 1838 nucleotides. Lineage: Eukaryota; Dinophyceae; Suessiales; Symbiodiniaceae. The record is from the annotation of a GenBank genome assembly.
CAAAAGGCUGCGCCCAACAGGCGCCAGGUAGAGCGAUGGACCCACAGGUUAUCCUCACAACGCUGAGUAACCUAGAUGACACCAUCCUGCAAAGUGUUCUCAUACAACUGGUGCAAAGCAAGCCCACGCUGGCCCCAGGUCUGGUUAGCGUUUGUGUUCCAGACCUGACCUUCGCACCUAGCAAGAGCUUCACAGAGAAGCGCUGCAUAGGAACAGUUAAGCUGAACCCUGCCAUGGGGGUCAGUUUCAUCAGCUGCCCUGAUCUGAGCGCUGUUUUUGACUGCGAGGUCCAGGUCAGGCCACAGCAAGUAGCUGGUUUUGUAGAUGGUCAGGAGGUAAACUUUGCUGUGACCUUGAACGAAGAGAACAAGCCACAGGCGUUCGACCUGAUAGACAACAAAACGGGCUUGAAUGGCGUCGCAAGCAUGGGAGGAUGUGGGGGUGGUUGUGGCAUGCCCAGCAUGGGAGAUCCCAUGUCUUGUGGGAUGGGAGGUUGUGGUAUGGGCGGUUGUGGUUGUGGGUGUGGCUGUGGGUAUGGAGGUGGGUGCGGGAGUGGCUGCGGCGGCUGCUGUGGCAGUUGUGGUGGAUGUGGCUGCGGCUGCGGUGGCUGCGGUGGCUGCGGCGGCAAUUGCAGCGGCUGCGGCGGCAAUUGCAGCGGCUGCGGAUGCAAUUGCGCUGGCUGCGGCUGUGGCUGUGGCUGUGGAGGCUGCGGAGGCUGUGGAAGCUGUGGAGGCUGUGGAGGCUGUGGAGGCUGUGGAGGCUGUGGAGGCUGUGGAGGCUGUGGAGGCUGCGGUUGCGGAUGUAGCGGCUGUGGCUGUGAUGGCAAUGUGGGAGGCCCUGACAUGGGAAUGAUGGGGCGACCCAUGGGAAUGAUGCCAGGGCCAGGGCCGCCAUCUGGACAUGGCAUGAAGGGAGGUGGAAAACACAACGAAGAGAGUCUGGGAGAGUUCUUUGGCGUGGUCAAGAGCUACAACCCAGACAAAGGCUUUGGCUUCAUAGCCUGCGAUGCGCUCAAAGGUCAGCAUGGCGAUGUCUACCUGAAUAGCAGGAACAUUGGAGACUUCAAAGUUGGACAAGAGGUCAAGUUUCAGGCCUUCCUGCACAACGGCAGACUGCAAGGCAGGGACCUCCGAGAUGCCACAGGCCAAGUGGGCCGGCAAUCUGGCGCGGCUGGUGCCGAGGAGCAGGAACUUGGAGUCUUUGCCGGGAAGAUCAAGAACUUUAACCAGGAGAAAGGUUUUGGCUUUAUCGUGUGCGAUGCGCUCGCCACGCAGGGCUUCCAGGGUGAUGUGUUCCUUCAUCAGAAACACAAAGGUGAGUUCAAAGAAGGUGAUUAUGUAGCUUUCAUGGCCGUGCUGCGGAACGGGAAGUUGCAAGCAAAGGAUCUUGAACCUGCUCCAGAGAAUGAUGGUGCUGGCAGUGGGAUGGGCAUGGGCACAAUGAGCAUGGGGAGCCCAAUUGGCGGACCCAUGGGUGGCCCAAUGAAUGGAAUGGGGGGCCAAAUGGGUUCUAUGGGUGGUCCCAUGGGUGGCCCUAUGGGCGGUCCAAUGGGUGGUCCCAUGGGCGAUCCUGGCUGCAUGGGCUGCGGCAAAGGUGGUUGCAAAGGCCGACCUGGACCAUACUGAGCAGCAAUAGAGCUUCUGCUUUGACAAGCAGGCGCCCAUUGCCUCAAGCUGAGCCCGCUCAUCGAGGAGGUACUCUUGCCGUUUCACACCAGUCAUGCGAAAAAAAUCCCCGUCCCAAAUGGUCGCUGCGCCAAGCGGGUGCAUUUAGACUGACCAAGUGGAAGCGGAAGGCGUGGCAGGCGUGAAGCCAACGACUUGCGCGAAAAGAGGAAA